Bombina bombina (fire-bellied toad) is the source of this 554-nucleotide messenger RNA. RefSeq names its product ribosomal protein S25 (gene RPS25). Lineage: Eukaryota; Metazoa; Chordata; Amphibia; Anura; Bombinatoridae. The record is from RefSeq and is a predicted model, not a curated record. The coding region runs from base 112 to 489 and encodes 125 amino acids. Gene Ontology annotation, molecular function: structural constituent of ribosome. Gene Ontology annotation, cellular component: cytosolic small ribosomal subunit. The transcript has 5 exons.
UGCUGAGUUUGUUAUACACUGAGCCGGAAGUUUCCGCCCUUAUUGGGGUUUCUUGAGCAACCCGUGCAAGGUCUCUUCCUUUCUGUCCGACAUCUUUGAAAGAGCAGCAGCAUGCCACCUAAAGACGAUAAGAAGAAAAAGGAUGCGGGCAAGUCCGCCAAGAAGGACAAGGACCCUGUGAAUAAGUCUGGGGGUAAAGCCAAGAAGAAGAAGUGGUCCAAGGGAAAAGUGAGGGACAAGCUGAACAACUUGGUGCUGUUUGACAAAGCCACAUAUGAGAAACUGUGCAAGGAGGUCCCCAACUACAAACUAAUCACCCCUGCUGUAGUGUCUGAAAGGCUGAAGAUCAGGGGGUCUUUGGCAAGAGCUGCCCUACAGGAGUUGCUCAACAAGGGUUUGAUCAAACUAGUGUCCAAGCACAGAGCUCAGGUUAUCUACACCAGGAACACUAAAGGUGGAGAUGCGCCAGCAGGAACAGAAGAGUCAUAGAUUCUGGUUUCCCUGGACUUGGAUUUUUCUAUGUAAAUGUGAUUAAAGAAAACUUCUAAAUAAAA